UCUUUCCUCUUCUCAGAUUUUAACGAAACACAGAACAGAAUAAUAUAUAUAUGGGUCAUCUUGAAGCUUCUCCGUCAGUAGAAACCAUGUCCACCACUUUCUGCUUCCUGUUCUUCUCCUUCACCGCUCUGUUCUCUGUUUUUUCCUUUCUCAUCUUCGUCCUCCGGAUGAAGCCGUGCUGUAACUGCAAUAUCUGCCGGAGCUACCUGACCGUCAGUUGGGCUCGCGACUUUGGCAACCUCUGCGAUUGGUACACUCACCUACUCAGAAACUCGCCCACCGGAACCAUCCACGCCCACGUGCUUCGAAACACAAUCACGUCUGACCCGGACAACGUCCAGCACAUCCUCAAGACCCGCUUCGAUAACUACCCAAAAGGUAAGCCUUUCUCCACACUUCUCGGCGAUCUUCUUGGCCGAGGAAUCUUCAACGUUGACGGUGACUCAUGGAAGUUUCAACGCAAAAUGGCGAGCCUCGAAAUAAGCAGCGUCGCCAAUCGGUCCUAUGCUCUCGACAUAGUCACUGAAGAGAUCCGAACGAGGUUAAUUCCUCUCCUGGCUUCCACCGCAUCUGGUAAACGUGGCCAAGUGUUGGACUUGCAAGACAUUUUCCGACGAUUCUCCUUCGACAACAUUUGUAAGUUCUCGUUCGGGUUCGAUCCAGGAUGUCUGCUCUCAUCUCUUCCCACGUCGAGUUUCGCCGACGCCUUUGACCUAGCGUCGAAGCUAUCCGCGGAGCGAGCAAUGAUCGCGUCACCGGUUAUAUGGAAGAUAAAACGGUUUUUCAACGUAGGAUCUGAGAAGAAGCUAAAGGAAGCAAUUCACAUAGUAAACGAUUUAGCGGAGGGGGUGAUAAAACAAUCUCGGGAGACGGGUUUUUCAGCGCGAAAGGAUCUUCUUGCCAGAUUCAUGGGUUCAGUCAACGACGAUAAGUAUUUAAGAGACGUGGUCGUAAGCUUCCUCUUAGCAGGUCGUGAUACGGUUGCUGCAGCGUUGACAGGCUUUUUCAUUUUACUGUCAAGCCACCCCCAGGUGGAGUCGUUGAUUCUGGAAGAACUGGACCAGCUCAUGGAUCCGGAUCAGGAUGUCGCGAGCUUUGAACAAAUGCGCCGUAUGCAUUACCUGAACGCGGCGGUUCAUGAGAGUAUGAGGCUAUACCCGCCUAUUCAGUUUGAUUCAAAAUUCGCCGUGGAGGACGAUGUGUUACCAGACGGGACGUUUGUGAGGAAGGGGACCAGGGUUACAUACCACCCGUAUGCGAUGGGUCGGAUGGAGCGGAUUUGGGGCUCCGAUUGCCUGGAAUUUAAGCCUCAGAGGUGGUUGCAAGAUGGUGUUUUUGUGCAUGAGUGUCCAUUUAAAUACCCGGUUUUCCAGGCAGGUCUUAGGGUUUGUUUGGGAAAGGAAUUGGCUCUUGUGGAGAUGAAGUCUGUGGUGAUUGCCUUGGUUCGAAGGUUUAAAAUUCGAUCAGUCGGGGCAAAUCAAGAGCCCCGCUUCGUCCCGGGUCUUACCGCCACUGUAAGAGGCGGCCUUCCGGUUCAAGUUCAUGAAAGAAGACGGUAAUGCUUAAUUAGUUAGGUCCAAAACCGAUGGUUCGUCCUCCAAAAUAUUCCUGAUAAUUAAAAAGACUCCGGAGUUCCCCCAUAGGACUUGUACAUUAGUCUUUAUCAUGCAGCUUAUUAUAGCCAAAUUUACGUGACCCGAAGCAGUCAAACUUAAAUGAUCUCAUUGCCGAAUCAGUCGUUUUUCUUUUCUUGCUACUCAAAGUGAUGUGAAUAUGCCGCAUGUAUAGAACAUCUUCGUUCUCUUAGUUUCGUUAAUUCUUACUUUGGAAUAUAGCUUGUGGAGCCUGCAAUCUUUAUAUGUAGAUCUAGAUGGACAACGGUAUAAAUUGUACUCCCACUAAGAUUGAUUUGAAGCCUUUGUUGAGAAACAUACAUGAUAAAACGGAUAUGAAAAGAAAAAGGAAAGGCUGAAGAAAAUGUAAUGAGAAAUGCAAAAGGAAAAGGAAUAAAGAAUC
This is a messenger RNA of Prosopis cineraria, 2016 nucleotides long. RefSeq names its product cytochrome P450 94C1-like. Gene Ontology annotation, molecular function: oxidoreductase activity, acting on paired donors, with incorporation or reduction of molecular oxygen; iron ion binding; monooxygenase activity. The record is from RefSeq and is a predicted model, not a curated record. Lineage: Eukaryota; Viridiplantae; Streptophyta; Magnoliopsida; Fabales; Fabaceae. The transcript has a single exon. Bases 51 to 1559 code for a protein of 502 amino acids.